This is a messenger RNA of Ornithorhynchus anatinus (platypus), 1105 nucleotides long. RefSeq names its product phosphatidylinositol glycan anchor biosynthesis class X (gene PIGX). The transcript has 6 exons. Gene Ontology annotation, biological process: GPI anchor biosynthetic process. The record is from RefSeq and is a predicted model, not a curated record. Lineage: Eukaryota; Metazoa; Chordata; Mammalia; Monotremata; Ornithorhynchidae. The coding region runs from base 16 to 954 and encodes 312 amino acids. Gene Ontology annotation, cellular component: endoplasmic reticulum membrane.
GGGAGCUGCGCGCGCAUGCGCCCUACCCGCGCCCCGAGGAGGGAGGGACGCAGGGAGAGGGAGCUGAGUGCGCAUGCGCCCUGCCCGCGCUCCGAGGUGGGGAAGGAGCUGCGCGCGCAUCCGGCCGCCCCCCUCUCGGGGUUGGCAGCGUGCGCGCCCCCGCCUCGCGACGUGCGCGCCCCCCCCCCCGCGGCCGGACCUGUCCAUCCGAUCGGCGCCCUGGCUCCAUUAGGGGCCUUCGCGGCCUUCCUCCUCCUCGCCGCCGCCGUCACCGCGCGCCAAGAUGUCCAGUCCACUUGCUCUGAAACGAAGCUGACACAAGAUCUCCUGAAGGAAGGCUUUCACAGGGACCUGCUGAUAGAAGUGGAACUCGGUGGAAGCGUCGAGGACACCGGCAGCUGCCGGGUCUUGCUGAAACAAGAGAUCCCGUCGGGACUGUACGUGGACCCCUUCGAGUUGGCAUCGUUAGAGGAAGACAGGACUGCCGAGGUAUCAGUAGUACCAGAUUUUGUGGACGUGGAAGCCCCCGAAUACUUGUCCAAAGAAUUCGACAUCUUUAUCUACACUAAAGCAAUCCCCGAGCGCCCUGGCUCGUUCCGAGCUGUGUUUCCCAUUCACUCUCGCUAUCAUCGCCCGCAAGAGCAAGAUGGGGUAGCUACAGUCGUGCUGAAGAAACCAGAACUACUCGUCCAUUGCCUCAAAGAUUUCCCAACCAGGAAGUGUUGGAAGCACUCAGAAAUGGCAGCUCCUUGUUCUUUGAGAAGUGAACAGAUGUGUCACUGGAGCAGCGUGGAGUAUAUAUUAGUCAGCAAGGAGGUGAGAUGGAACGUUCCGGUGGGGCUGACGGGACACACUCCCUUGGUGUGUCUCGUGACUCUGCUCACCACAAUCUUCUGUUGCAUUUACGUUCUGGCCGCGCUUCUCAAACACGGGCGUUUCUCCGAAGACGCGUGACGCCCGGCUCUACCCUCGGCAAAUCUAAACACUACUCACCACUUGUACUGGGGGAUUCGCUUUAUCUACUGUUAUUUCAAGUUGUAAAGAAUCCAGUAGAAUAAAAUUGUUUAUUAAAAGAGGAGCUUUGAUCCCUCAAAACGUCAGAGAA